AUGCCUUCCUCAUCCGACUACUUACACCCCCAAGACCAUCCCGAUGCGCCAGACGCCUACUCGGACUCGGACGACGACUUGGAUCUAGAAGAGCUAGAUCCCAACACGACAUCGCCUGAACAGCCUCGUGAGUCUCGGGACUAUACCGGCCGCAAAAGAAGCUACGGGCCGGGUAUCGCGCUGCGCAACUUACGUGUCGGAGCGGCAAGUCGGUGGAGACGCAGUGCAUCUGGACGUGCAGACUCGGAGGAUGAUGCAGAUGCGCUUUUAGGGGGCGAGGGGGAACAAGGCUUGCGGGACUCACAUGCAAGCUCUCGGAACUUGGAAGAUGAUGAUGCGCCUCUCCUGGAUCGCAGGGCCUCGACUCGCGAUUUCAACGAUGAGCCUCCCAAGAAAGGCAGCCGCCUGCGCUUCCCAGGAUUCAAGACUCCCGCCUUCCUACAAGGUGUAUCAAUCCGAUUUGGAUCAAAUAACAACGACUCUGAGAACCAGCCUCCCCGUGAGGUCAUCCCGGUGCUACGAAUUGGUUAUAUGUCGUCCUACAUUGCCCCUUUAGCCUUUGUUGUUUCAAUAUCAUUGGGUAAAGAGGCACUUGAUGAUAUUGGUCGUCGGCGACGAGAUGCCGAAGCCAACGCGGAAGAAUACUGCACUGUAGCACUAGGAAGGUCCAACGCGACGGAGAUCACCAAAAAAUCGCGAGACUUGAAGGUUGGUGAUGUGCUCAAAGUCCGCAAAAACCAACGCCUUCCUGCCGAUGUGGUGAUUCUGAAGAGUAUCUCAAAUGACUCCGGCACUCCUCGUCAUUCAUUAACGGAAGAACCCGUUCCUGGGGCGUCUUCCGACUUGCUCGAACAAGGUCGAGGAUCGUUCGAACCCACAGCCAAUACCGCAUCGAAGAGUGGUGAAGAUGAUAAAAAUUCACCUGCAGGUGAUACUUUCAUCCGGACCGAUCAAUUGGAUGGCGAAACUGACUGGAAGCUUCGUCUGCCCUCCAUCCUGUCUCAACCGCUCCCUCUGAGCGAUUUAAAUCGACUACAAAUCACAGCUAGCCCUCCUGAUAAGAGAGUCAACGAAUUCGUGGGGACUAUCGGGCUGGGACCGCCCACUGGAUUCUACGAUGCUCAUGUUGGCAAGUCAUCUGGGCCUCCAAAAAACGAAGGAACGCCUGGGCCGGUGGAAAAUCAAUCAGCUCCCUUGACAAUCGACAAUACUGCCUGGGCCAACACUGUUCUUGCGUCUAAUACCAUCACCUACGCCGUCAUCAUCUAUACAGGAUCUCAAACCCGGGCUUCACUUUCGACUUCCGCUUCCCGGUCGAAGAUCGGCCUGUUAGAACUCGAAAUCAACAACCUCACCAAAAUUCUCUGCGCUCUCACAUUUACUCUCUCGUUCAUCCUCGUCGGGUUGCAAAGAUUCGAACCAACAAACGACAAGAAAUGGUACGUUGCGAUCAUGAUAUAUCUCAUUCUCUUCUCCACGAUCAUUCCCAUGAGUCUUCGAGUCAAUCUAGACAUGGCCAAGUCGGUAUACGGGCGGUUCAUCGAACGGGACAAAGACAUUCCAGGAACCGUCGUCCGCACCAGUACAAUUCCAGAGGAUCUGGGAAGGAUCGAAUAUUUGCUUUCAGAUAAGACGGGAACGUUGACCCAAAAUGAGAUGGAGCUCAAAAAGAUCCACGUUGGCACUGUAUCAUACGCCAAUGAGGCAAUGGACGAAGUCGCCUCAUUUAUUCGUCAAGCUUUUGCUUUUUCGGGCAAUACCUUGACCACUCCUUCAACUGUCUUUGGAACCCAAGCUGGCCAUGCCACAGCGCCGCGAACCAGAAGAGAGAUUGGUUCUCGCGUCCGGGAUAUUAUCUUAGCACUUGCUCUCUGCCAUAACGUCACACCGACCACGGAGGAGGAAGACGGCCGGAAGGUGACAAGCUAUCAAGCGUCGUCGCCUGAUGAAAUUGCCAUUAUUCGAUAUACCGAAGAAGUCGGAUUAAAACUAGCAUAUCGAGACCGACAAAGUAUCGUCUUAGAAUCCACCGAUUCCAAGCAGGUUGUGGUCCGGGCUCGAAUUCUCGACAUCUUCCCAUUCACAUCCGACUCCAAGCGAAUGGGGAUUAUCGUCCAAUUCGAGCACGACGAAAACAUGCUUGAAUCCGGCAAAGACGACAGUGAGAUUUGGUUCUACCAGAAGGGUGCAGACACUGUCAUGACGACUAUUGUUGCAGCGAAUGACUGGCUCGACGAGGAGACUACGAACAUGGCUCGGGAAGGGUUGCGAACUCUCGUUGUUGGGCGCAAACGAAUCUCCGCCGAGCAAUAUCAGGACUUCUCUACUAAGUACAAACAAGCGUCACUAUCUUUCCAAGGGCGAGAUGCGGGCAUGGCGAAGGUUGUGAGCGAAUACCUUGAACGGGAUUUAGAGCUUUCCGGUGUGACCGGUGUGGAAGAUCGGCUGCAGCGCGACGUCAAAUCCUCUCUCGAGCUGUUACGCAAUGCUGGUGUUAAGAUCUGGAUGCUGACGGGUGACAAAGUGGAGACAGCGCGUUGUGUCGCUAUUUCUGCCAAAUUGGUCUCCCGGGGCCAGUACAUUCACACAGUCACCAAAAUCACAGACAAGUCGACUGCCCAAGAAGCUCUUGACUUCUUGCGCAACAAGACUGACUGCUGCCUGCUGAUUGAUGGUGAGUCCUUGAACCUCAUGCUCGGCCAAUUCAAAGCAGCUUUCGUCUCUGUCGCCGUGCUACUGCCCGCCGUGAUCGCAUGCCGAUGCUCCCCCACCCAGAAAGCUGAGAUUGCGGAAUUGAUUCGCCAACACACAAAGAAACGCGUGUGUUGUAUCGGAGAUGGCGGCAACGAUGUCUCGAUGAUUCAAGCAGCCGAUGUCGGAAUUGGUAUCGUGGGCAAGGAAGGCCGCCAAGCAUCCUUGGCCGCUGAUUUCAGUAUCACGCAGUUCCACCAUAUCACCAAACUUCUAGUCUGGCACGGCCGCAACUCGUACAAGCGGUCUGCUAAACUAGCACAGUUCAUCAUGCACCGUGGGUUGAUCAUCAGUGUUUGCCAGACUAUGUACAGCAUCGCCAGCCACUUCGAUCCCAAGGGCUUGUUCAUCAACUGGCUCAUGGUUGGCUAUGCAACUGUCUACACCAACGCGCCGGUCUUCUCUCUUGCCUUUGAUCGGGAUGUGGAUGAGCGUCUCGCUAAUCUCUACCCAGAGCUUUACAAAGAGCUCAAGACAGGGAAGAGUCUAAGCUACCGCUCGUUUUUUGGUUGGGUUCUCAUUUCUGUCUACCAGGGUGCAGUGAUCGAGGGCCUUUCUCAGAUAUUGUUGGGUACCAUCACAGGGCCGCGCCUGAUUAGUCUUUCCUUCACGGCCCUCGUACUCAACGAGCUUGGAAUGGUCGCCAUUGCAAUUACAACCUGGCACUCGGUCAUGAUUUUCUGUCUGAUCGGUACGCUGCUUGCGUACGCUGCUAGUGUCCCCUUCCUGAGCGAGUACUUCGACCUCAGUUAUGUGAUCACCCUUGACUGGCUGUGGCGAGUUUUCGCUGUGCUAGCUGUGUCUCUGGUUCCGGUCUGGGCUGGCAAAAUGAUCAAACAGUCGUGGCACCCGCCAAGUUACCGAAAGGUCCGUGGAUAG
This is a messenger RNA of Penicillium verrucosum, 3630 nucleotides long. Its product is annotated as aminophospholipid-translocating P4-type ATPase NEO1. Lineage: Eukaryota; Fungi; Ascomycota; Eurotiomycetes; Eurotiales; Aspergillaceae. The coding region runs from base 1 to 3630 and encodes 1209 amino acids. The record is from RefSeq and is a predicted model, not a curated record. Gene Ontology annotation, cellular component: endosome; plasma membrane; trans-Golgi network. Gene Ontology annotation, biological process: retrograde vesicle-mediated transport, Golgi to endoplasmic reticulum; phospholipid translocation; endocytosis. Gene Ontology annotation, molecular function: ATP hydrolysis activity; ATPase-coupled intramembrane lipid carrier activity; ATP binding. The transcript is spliced from 2 exons.